This is a messenger RNA of Macroventuria anomochaeta, 1537 nucleotides long. Its product is annotated as geranylgeranyl pyrophosphate synthetase. The coding region runs from base 131 to 1381 and encodes 416 amino acids. The record is from RefSeq and is a predicted model, not a curated record. Gene Ontology annotation, biological process: isoprenoid biosynthetic process. Gene Ontology annotation, molecular function: prenyltransferase activity. Lineage: Eukaryota; Fungi; Ascomycota; Dothideomycetes; Pleosporales; Didymellaceae. The transcript is spliced from 2 exons.
GAGCUGCAUAUAGCCUUGUCACAGAUCUCUUCUCCUGUGUCUUGCCCCGCAUCGACCUCGGCGUCUGACACUCCAGACACCUACAUCAGCAUUACCCGCGCAUCAUACAUAAUCCCCACUACCGCGAAUCAUGUCCACCGCAACACACCCCUUCGCUUCACCAAACGCCAUACCACCUCGAACGAGCUCCACUGGUCAAGUCACCAACGGUCACCCUGUAAACCCACAUCACAGCGUCUUGCGCCCACUCUCAGAAACCGACUGGAUGAGCCAAAGCAAGAAGAGCAAGACGUCGCACGCCUCCACAGAGCCACUCAUCGGCACACAACAACAAUUUCACGCGCGGUUGCAAUCGCAAUCGCAAUCCGAACCUAUGAAUCUCGAAGAAGUCAGCACGAACUACCCUACCCCACUCUCCCCGCCGAAUGACACGAAGAACCUGGGCGAAAAUCUCAUAUACGGCAAUGGUGCGGCAUGGACAGAGGAGAAGGAGCGCAUACUUCUUGGGCCGUAUGAUUAUCUCUGGGGCCACCCAGGUAAAGAUAUUCGGUCGCAAUGCAUAGCAGCAUUCAAUCUGUGGCUCAAAGUUCCUCCUGAGCGGCUCGAGGUCAUAACGCGGGCGGUUGGCAUGCUGCACACAGCGUCUCUCUUGGUCGACGAUGUCGAAGACAGCUCGAUAUUACGGCGAGGUAUCCCUGUCGCAAACAGCAUCUUCGGCGUUGCGCAAACAAUCAACUCGGCGAACUACGUAUACUUCAAGGCGCUGCAGGAGCUGAUGCUUAUGGCCAACCCCAAGCUGAUCGAGAUCUUCACAGAGGAGCUUUUGAACCUGCACAGAGGCCAGGGCAUGGAUCUAUACUGGCGAGAUAGCCUGACAUGUCCCAGCGAAGCAGACUAUUUGGAAAUGGUAGGCAACAAGACGGGUGGGCUGUUCAGACUGGCGAUCAAGCUCAUGCAGGCUGAGAGCGCGGUGCAAGUGGACUGCGCACCAUUAGUGUCCACAAUCGGACUACUCUUCCAAAUCCUCGACGACCACCUCAACCUCUCCCCCACAUCCGGCUACUCCUCUCUUAAAGGGCUCUGCGAAGACCUCACAGAAGGCAAAUUCUCGUUUCCCGUUAUUCACGCCAUACGCGCCGAUCCUAGCAAUCAGAUCUUAAUCAACAUUCUGAAACAGAAGACGACGGAUGAGGAGGUGAAGCGCUAUGCGCUGAAGUACAUGGAGAGCAAGGGCAGCUUUAAUUACUCGAAAAGAGUUAUUGAUGAGUUGAGGGGGAAGACGGAGGAUCUGGUUAAGGGGAUUGAACAGGGGUUGGGAGAUGAUGGGACGCAGGGCGCGGAGGCGUUGAGAAAGAUGUUGGGGAGGUUGGUGUUGAAGUGAGAACUUAUGAAUACAUGAAAGGUGGGAUGGAAGGGGUAAUGCUGCAGCAUCGUAUUUUUGCAUAGCGACAUAGCUAAUGAUCACGAAGCUACGUUUCCAGCAGGUGUCCUUGAGUGUGCUGAAUAACUUAGCAGGAAGGAGCCAUGCUGUAGGGUA